UCAAACAACCUGAAACCACAACAAACACACUAGCUGAGGUUUAACACUGUUAAUGACGGAAGAAGGCUAAGAAGAACAACCUUCAGAAACAGACGCAGACACAAAGCCGAGCAACAGAUUCACCUUAGAAACAAUGUAGGUGAAAAGCACCCGUGAUACAAGGAUUUGAAGAUACUAGUUAGGAAGGUACAAGAAAAGAGAAACAGAGAUGAUUAUCCAGGCCACUAUUCUGAUAUUGAUUUGUGUCAAUGUCAUUGGCACCACAAACGGGACUGAGAUGAAUUGUGUUCCGUUGAUCAGAGUGCCACGAAACAGCGUGUUUAGAGCUCCUGUUAUGACCAAGUUGAAGAUAAACUGUACUAUAACUCUAGAUGGAUGUCACAGGAACCCAAGAGUCUCAUGGUGCAAACUCAAUGGAAGUGACUGUAAAGCUUUAAAUUACUCACAUCACAUAAGAACUGAGUGGAAGGACAUCAAAAAACAUGAAUGGAUGGCUUUCCUGAUUUUCCUGAACAUCUCAAUGGAGGACACAGGUCUCUACAGAUGUAAAGAAGGUGACACAUCUGUAAGCCAUGCUAUUAAUGUCACUGUGACAGAUAAAUAUAAGGAUGAGGUGUCACGCAAUCAAAGCAACACACAUCAGGGCAUGAACAUUACAAUUCAUGACAUUACUGGUGCAGAUGAUGAUCUUAAGUGGCUCGGGCCAUAUGUGUACAUCUGCAGUGGAGUGGGGCUGGUCUUCAUAGUUAUGACUGUAUCAUUUCUUUAUGUCAUUAGACACCAAGGAACAAAAUCUACAAGAAAAGAUAAGGCAAAUAAAAAUCAGUACAUGGAUACACACAAAAAAGACCUGCUUCUUCCUCCCCAUCUCUAUCUGAACUCAGACCUGCUGACUUCUGUUGUAUACCGUGUUUAAGAAACUACAUUGUCAGAAAUAAAGUACAAAGCUGUCACUGGGGUGGUGCCCUAAGAUACAAAAGCUAAAAUGUACAUAUUUUUACUCUUUUUCCACAUAAAUGGUACAUAUACUUUAAAGGUACACAUUAGUACUUUAAACAUACAUAUUAGUACCUUCAUAAAGGAUACUUCUCCAGUAACAUUUUUUUUUUUUUUGUACCAGUGUACUUAUGAUAUG
Messenger RNA from Cyprinus carpio (common carp), 1135 nucleotides. RefSeq names its product B- and T-lymphocyte attenuator-like. The record is from RefSeq and is a predicted model, not a curated record. NCBI's taxonomy places the organism in Eukaryota, Metazoa, Chordata, Actinopteri, Cypriniformes, Cyprinidae. Gene Ontology annotation, biological process: immune response-regulating cell surface receptor signaling pathway. Gene Ontology annotation, molecular function: signaling receptor activity. Gene Ontology annotation, cellular component: plasma membrane.